CCGACCUCGAUCUAAUUUUUACGUUGCAGUUAUGGUGUUCAUUCUAAAUGUGCAACACGAGGUGAUGUGUGGGAUGGAAAAGAACUCGAGGGAAUACCAGAAGAGGUAUACGAAGAAGAUCUUAAAUCGUUCAAUGAGAUAAGUGAUGGAGUUAUACAACAUUUCAGUCACCAAAGUCAUCAUAUGAGACUAGACGAGGAGACCAAUAGAGAAUUUGACGAGAACAAACGUUGUCAAGCAUGCACACUUGUUAUAUGUGACGAAAUCAUCUAUAGUUGCAUGCAAUGUGAUGAUUUUAUUCUCCAUCAAACAUGUGCUCAUCUUCCUAGAAAGAAACAACAUGCCACACAUUCUCAUCUCCUUACUCUGCAAGUACUGGAUCGUCCUGUAUUCGAGUGUACAACUUGUGACCGUAGAAGCAAUGGUUUUAUGUACGCGUGUUGUGAAAAAGAUUGUCGUUUCAGAUUAGACGUACGUUGUGCUUCCAUAGCAGAGCCGUUGGAUCAUUGCUGUCAUCCACAUCCCAUGUUUCUUACAUCUGACCCUAAUACUACUACGGAUAAAUGUUCGGUUUGCGGAAUGUCUCAAAAUCGUCGUCUAAACUGUGGAGAAGGUGAUUUUGUUUUAUGUUUUAAAUGUGCCACUUUACCCGAUAAAGUGAGGUACAAGCAUGAUGAACAUUAUCUUAUCUUUUCGUAUGAUGGAGAUGCAUAUUGUCGAUAUUUGUGUGAUGUCUGUGAAGAACAUGCAGAUCCAAGAAUGGGAAUUUAUAGGUGCAGUGUUUGCAGCACCACACUGCAUAUUACAUGUUUACUUGGAGAUUAUGAAGAGAUGUACAUGCUGCCCGGUAGAAUCAAAUAUGAUGAUGAAAAUAUAACAACAAAUAUCAAUAUUCUUUCCAAUAAUCAUCUUACUCGUAACAUAUGUAGCCGUUGCAAAUACCGUUGUACAAAACUUUUAGUAUACAAAAUAUCUGAUAGAGAAGUAUUGUGCUCUUUUGGGUGCCUAGCUGAACUUAUGUACAAUUGGUUUUAAUAUCAUAUAUUAAAUUUGUAUUUAAUAAAACUAUAGU
Eutrema salsugineum is the source of this 1072-nucleotide messenger RNA. RefSeq lists its product as uncharacterized. Lineage: Eukaryota; Viridiplantae; Streptophyta; Magnoliopsida; Brassicales; Brassicaceae. Bases 184 to 1035 code for a protein of 283 amino acids. The transcript is spliced from 2 exons. The record is from RefSeq and is a predicted model, not a curated record.